This is a messenger RNA of Microdochium trichocladiopsis, 453 nucleotides long. RefSeq lists its product as uncharacterized. The annotation marks the transcript as partial. The record is from RefSeq and is a predicted model, not a curated record. Lineage: Eukaryota; Fungi; Ascomycota; Sordariomycetes; Xylariales; Microdochiaceae. The transcript is spliced from 2 exons.
CAAGUCCAGAGAGUCCUGAUUCUAGGCCACCCACAAGCCGCACGCCCUGUUCUCCACGAGGGACACUUGUCGCCUCCAACCUCUAUCCACCCAAAACGCACGACGGGUUCUGGCUGCGAGAAAGUCAUGGACGACAGCAGGGAGCUUUGUGGCAACGGGGACUACGAUUUCUACAAGAAGGCCUUACCUGAUGAGGACUCGUUCACGAAGCCCAUUCUUGUUGCUACCUGUUCUGACCAGCGUGAUCAGUGGAAGGGUGAAGCCAGAUCGGUCCACAGCAUGGGUGUGGAAAAGGCGCCCAGUCAAGAUCCGCGGGAGUGCUCCGCGUUCCGUCCAGACAAGGCGGCAGGGGCGGGUCAUGAGCGAAGCUCAGCUAAUCGUUCGCGGCCCUUGCAUGAGCCCUGCUCGGGAGCAGGCCCUGUCUUGGUGCCUCUCCACAACGCUGAUCCCUGA